Paramormyrops kingsleyae is the source of this 2965-nucleotide messenger RNA. RefSeq names its product solute carrier family 48 member 1a (gene slc48a1a). NCBI's taxonomy places the organism in Eukaryota, Metazoa, Chordata, Actinopteri, Osteoglossiformes, Mormyridae. The record is from RefSeq and is a predicted model, not a curated record. Gene Ontology annotation, molecular function: heme binding; heme transmembrane transporter activity. Gene Ontology annotation, biological process: heme transport. Gene Ontology annotation, cellular component: lysosomal membrane; plasma membrane.
CCAAAUGGGCUCAUUACAUUUUAAUUCAACAAAUGGCCUUUACAUCACCGUUUUUGAUUUUGAUUAAACUUGGCAUGGAAAAUACACAUACCUAGCAGAGCUCAGAAAUGACUUUUGUUUUUGUUCAUUUUAUUCAGUUUCAGAUAUAGUGGGAAAACUUAUUAGGAAAUUUGUUGAAUUAAAAGGGAAUAUCCCAAAUAUAAACAGCACUUCACGUGAAAUCCAACUUUUCUGAAGCACAUGAAAAUAUCUUGAAUGUUGAGAAAUUAUAACAGAAAAUUUAAAGUCAUGUCGAAAGGAUACACCCUGACAAUGCAGAUCAUUCUUCUAUAACAAAACAUACUCUUCGUUUUCUUUGUUUCAUUUAUUGUUAUCCCAAUAGUUUGUCGUGCUGCAUCAACUCAGGGAAGAUACUGUAAGGGACAGAUACAGUUUUUGCCGUCUUCAGGCAGGUUAUGAGGGGGUAGAUUGUCUGCAUUUUGACAAGAAACCCAAGUUUGAAGAAGUUCCUGUGGAACCCUCCUUUUUACUUAACUAAAAUAAACUUCUCACGUUUUCUCGUAAAGGCCCUUUCGUAUUCAUACGUUUUGAUGCCUUGGCUGUAUCGCCAGUGCGUUUCUCAAUAGCGCCCGCACUUCUGACUGGAAGACGCAAAUCGGGGGUCUUGGCAAACGCAGCGUCUUUGUUCUUCUGUAAACUUCAGUCGGCGGGCGGAGCGCAGCUCGUUAGCCGGCUAGCAGGUUAGCAGCUCGCAGCUGAAGUCACCUCGGCGGAGUGGUUUCCUAGUCAGUGGGCUGGCUUCACAUUAUCCUGGCCGGACAGUCUGACACGUCGUAGGCUGUCCCCGCAGCAGACGGGCGCCUGGGAUAGCUGUCAGUCUCGGCGCUAGCUGACGUCCGGUGGAGCCACCGGCGGGGAUUUUCGCUCGUUAAUUUGUCCCUCUGCGCGUCGGGGCCUGAUGGGAUACAGUAAGACGCACAUCAGCGCGGGCUACGCGGCUUUCGGCGUCGCUGCGGGCUUUUCCGCCUUUCUACUGUGGAACAUCGCCUUUAAACAGCCAUGGACGGCGGCUAUGGGCGGCUUGUCAGGUGUGUUGGCGCUCUGGGCCCUUGUCACCCACAUCAUGUACCUACAGGACUUUUGGCGCACAUGGCUGAAGGGGUUGAAGUUCUUCCUCUUCAUCAGUGCCCUCUUCUGUUUACUGGCUGUGAUUGCCUUCUUCACCUUCCUCUCCAUUGCCAUCAUGCAGAAGCAGUCUGUGAUUGACGUCAGGAGUUUCUACUUGUCGUCCGUGUGGAGCUUCAUAUCCCUGAAGUGGGCCUUCCUGCUUGGCCUGUAUGCCCAGCGCUACCGGAACGAGUUUGCAGACAUCAGCAUCCUCAGUGACUUCUGAUCGCCCAAGCUGGUGGACCCUGUGCUGCAGCUCGCUGGACAAAUGUGGAGUGAGGCCAGAAAGCAGGGAGCUGGCUGUGGAAGCACAAGCUCUUAGAAGACAAACGUGGGCCUCGGAUUGGCUGUCAUCCCCUCCAGUGCUGAGCCUCGGAUUGGCUGUCAUCCCCUCCAGUGCUGCGGCCUUCUGUGCUAGUUUUCUCUGAAUUUAUACCCUAUUUUUACAUCUGUGGGUUUAACCUGUAUACAUCUGUUACUAUAUUCCUUUAGAAGAAUAGUUAAUGACCCAGAGGGCAAACUAUGAGAGUUUAUGCUCUGGGUUGUUUUUAAUUUUAAAUAUAUGGUAUUUUUAAACCAGAUCGUGUAACUACUCAGAAAGCCUUUCCUAUAAAUAAGAAUACACUAAUCACUCCUCUAGUGGCAGUGGUCACAUCCUAGGUGGCUUGUGGUCUCUAGUGAUGGAUAUGUAAAGGUGUGUUUGUGGUGUGGCUUAGCCUGUUAGCAAGCACAGCAGUGUUUGUAUACCCACUGGCAUACGGUGGUGUUCAGAUUUUUUAUGUUAGUUAUUUUCCUGUUAUUUAAGUCCUGUUAAUAAGUUCAUCCCUUAGUAUUCAUUAAUGAAGCAACCAUUUGAUUUUCUGUGGAUUUGUUGUUCCAUGCAGUCUGUCUUUUCACCACUGGGUGGAGCCACUUGGUUACAGUUUGCUAUUCAGGACCUUCUGUUUGUUUAAUCUGUUAAAAAGCCUUGUUAUCCCUUGCAUUCAUCCCUGAACACUUUAAACGUUUCAGCCUAAGAAUGUUCCAGGUUAUUAGAAAUAAUUAGCAUUCUCUCAAAAUCCUUGAUCCAUUUUUUUCCUCACAGUGUUCCUGUUAAUGGCAAGUGUGUGUUUUGGUUGUUGUUUAGCUGUUGUACAGAAAAUGGCACUUAUAUGUUUGAUGUGAAUAGGCAAGCUGGCUUGUUUUUCACAAGCAGAGCUGAAGUUCAGAGUGCAGGGGAUGCUGCUUAUCAGUGCACUGCCCGGCCACAGACUCAUGGGAUGCAUCCACUGCUGUGCGGAGGGUCCAACAGGCCCAGGCACUCUCCUUCCUAAGCAGUAAAGCCAGCAAGGCUGCCCCGGUGGAAGCUCAACCCUCCGCCUGGCUGAUCCAGAGCUAACCUUCCAGUCCCUGAUCCAAAGAGAGCACCAUAGAUGCAUGUUUUUGAAGCAGUGGAGACUGAAUUGAACAGUAUGAAUUGAUACUGAAUUCAGCUGGUGGGCUGUUAAAGUCCCUAAUUGCACUGUGGUUGCAAGAGAAUCCCAGACAACAGUCAGUAUCCACUAUUCCUGUUUUUUUUUUUUUUUUACUCUGAAACAUAAACACUGAUCAGUGGUGACGUUGUGCCGGUGCUCAGUUCCCUUGGAAUGUAUUUUAAUUUGUUAAUUUAAAGGUUGAAGACUCUUGUGGCAGUUCCCAAACACAAAUGACAUCAGACUGACACAAUGAAAUGUCAAGCAUUUUUAAAGCAAUACUUGUGUGAUGGUUGUAUGUGGAAUAGUGUAAAAAAAAUGCAAUAUAUUCCUUUUUUUUAAAUUAA